Messenger RNA from Plasmodium coatneyi, 4926 nucleotides. Its product is annotated as Integral membrane protein. Gene Ontology annotation, cellular component: endoplasmic reticulum membrane. The transcript has a single exon. The record is from RefSeq and is a predicted model, not a curated record. Bases 1 to 4926 code for a protein of 1641 amino acids. Lineage: Eukaryota; Apicomplexa; Aconoidasida; Haemosporida; Plasmodiidae. Gene Ontology annotation, biological process: intracellular calcium ion homeostasis. Gene Ontology annotation, molecular function: nucleotide binding; P-type ion transporter activity.
AUGAAACAUAAGUACCAUGUGCUGAUUUAUAGAAAGAAGAAAACGCAUUUCAGGUUAGACGUGCUGCUGUUUUUCUUCUACGCCUAUUUUCUCCACCUGAUUUUGAAAAAUGAGAAAUUUCAUGCGAAGCCGGGAGAUUAUGAGUACCUAGCCAAAUUGGAAAAUGAGGUGGAAGAAGCAGUUAUGUUUGGCCUCCACGGGGAGGAGCAGCAACAACGCGUUGGGGGGAAUGAAAGGAAAGACAGUAGCCAGUUCACAAGUGGGAAGCACAGUGAACAGGGGGAUGAAAAAGGAUCCAACAGGGAAGGAAAGGAAAACACGUUCAAGCCGAUCAUAAUAGGAAAGUACAAUCUGAUCUACCUAUUCUACAGCAUCGAGUUUGUUAGUUUACUUUUAUUUAUUUUUUUCCACCUGUUAACGUUUCUCCUAUCGCAGUGGAACCUGAGCGUUAACCUGUUCGUUUCGUUUAGUCGCCUAAGCAGCAGCAACAAAGACAAGUACUUGUACAACGUGCAGAACAAAUGCACGCAUGUGUAUAUUAAGCCACGUGUUAAGCGAAGUGACAAAUUGUCAAUAAACAGCAAGGAGAGGUUUAACACGGACUACAAUUUGUACAAGCCGAAAGCAGAGUUAGUUCCACUGAAGAGGGGGAAAAAUUAUAUAUAUUUUUUUUACAAACAUAAGAAAUAUAUUUUCAAUUACGAAACGUUGGAUUUUGAAUCAGUAAAACAUUUUGACAAUUUUAAUUUGUCCUUUUAUCAAAAGUGGAAGGGACUCAUAGAAUACCAAAUGGGGGGUCUCUACGAUGAUGGGAACACCAGCACAACAUUGCAAGGGAUAGAAGAAAAUGUAAAAAAGAUAGAGAAAAGGGGGGGCAAUGUGAACACCCUUUUUUGUCAACUGGAGGGUUUAUAUUUAGAUAAAGGUGGAAGAAGCGGAAUUGACCAACUGGCACAUUGUAACAAAGGGGGAAAUAACAUAUCUGAGGAGGAGAUAGAAGAUGUUUCUCAUUACACUAGGAAGGGAAAGGGAAGCGCAGAAGGGAGCACCACGGUACAAGGAUCGGUUAAGCGUGAUGAAGUUAAAAGUAAAAACAGAGUGCAUCCCACCCAAGGGGGAAGGAAACAAAAUGGACAUCAAACAGACCCUUUUCUUUCCUAUUACAAAAAGAGCAAUUUUGAAAUUCCGUAUGACAUUUUUGUACAUAACAAUUUGGACAAAUAUGGAGAAAAUAUAUACGACAUUCCUUCUCCCUGUUUUAAGAAGCUACUUUAUGAGGCCAUGUUAUCCCCAUUUUUUAUUUUCCAAUUCUUUAGCAUCCUCCUGUGGAUGCUAGACAGCUAUUGGUACUUUGGCAUUUUCUCCAUUUUUAUAUUAGUGAUGCUGGAGAGUCAAUUGAUUAAUAAACGGAUAAGAGAAUUUAAUUUAAUAAACAGUAUGAAAGUCCCUGCACAAAAUGUGUAUGUGUAUAGGAAUUUGCAAUGGAAAGUUAUCAAGUCUAAUAUGCUCCUUCCUGGGGAUAUAUACAUUUUAUCGAAUGAGACUAGUGGUGGGGAUAAUGUGUGUACGUGUGAGACGUUACUGUUGGAGGGAGUUUGCAUUACGGAUGAGUCGAUCCUGACGGGGGAGUCCAUACCUUUGAUUAAGGCAGCUAUUGAUAAGACGGAAGGGGAGGAGUACCUUGAUCACGAUACUAGCGAUAAUGAUACCUGUGCUGAUUGGGAAGAUGGAGGAGACCCCACGAUGGGAAUAUCACCCGUCGGAGGAACGAAAGGAAGCUCCAUUUUUACGAACAAAAUUGACAUAAAGAAUAAACAUAAGAAACAUGUGGUGUAUGCCGGGUCGAAGAUUUUACUAACAAAAAAUGAAAACGAUCAAUUUAAUAAUAUGAAGUUACCCAUUAAUGGGUGUAUAGGCAUUGUUCUGAAAAAUGGAUUCACCACUUAUCAGGGAAAAUUAGUGAGGACAAUCAUUAACACAUCGGAGAAGGUGAAUUCAUCAAGCAUAGAUUCGAUUAUCUUCCUUUUCAUCCUUCUGUUAUUUUCAUUAUCGUCAUGCGCGUAUGUAGUUUACAGUGUAUUGCAGUCGACUCAUGAGAGAAAUUUAUACAAAUUGCUUCUGUCCGUUUCGCACAUAAUUACUGCAGUCAUCCCACCAGAGUUUCCCAUAACCUUAUCGUUAGGAGUUACCAUUUCGAUAGUUUAUCUGUACAACUUAAAGAUCUACUGCACGGAACCUUUUAGGUUGCCAUUUUCUGGCAAAUCGAAUAUAUGCGCUUUUGACAAGACGGGAACGCUGACGGAGGACAAUAUGAUAGUUUUGGGUCUUUUCGGGUUUGAUCAAAAUACGGAAAGGAUAAACGAAAUAAAUGAAUCGAUUAUUAGCAAGCAGAGGGUGCCCUUCCUUUCCGUGGCGGUUAUCGCGGGAUGUAAUUCGAUAUGCACCGUUAACAAUAAGCUGCUAGGGGAUCCCCUAGAAAAGAAUUCCUUCGAAAGGUUGAAGUGCAUGAUGAGGAGUCUGGACAAGACGUACGUUCAUACGAAUAAUUAUCCGAAUGGUGCAGCUUCUGCGGCGACAUCUAGUGAGACUACGCAGGACAGUGCAGAAAAGGGGGGGAAAUCCAUGGGCAUUUUUUCGAAAAAGACAUCCAACACGAUGGGUAGCGAAAAGAAAAGCCCAUGUGUGGAGAACUUCCAAAUUUAUAAGAGGUUCUUCUUCUCGUCAGAGUUACAAAGAAUGACGUGCAUCAUUUUGCACGAAGGGUAUGAGGGGGACUGGUACGGGGAAGAGUUCGAGGAGGUCACGGAUGUGGCUACGUGUGCAGGCAGCUUUAACGGGGAGAUCAAUCCUUGUAGUGAAAAUAUGGCCACGCUAGAAGGCCUAAAAAAGAAGAAAAAAAAAAAUGACAGUAUGAAAAACGAACCGGUUAAACAGUACCUGGCUGUUAGUAAGGGAUCCCCAGAAAUGAUGAAAAAAUUUUUAAAAAAAGUUCCCGCAAAUUAUGACGAAAUGUUGAACAGCUUAUCGAUUAAGGGGUACCGUGUGAUAUGUCUAGCUGCCAAUGUGUUGGACAACAAAGUAGUUUCCAAAAAUGUUAAAAGGGAAGACAUAGAGAAGGACUUACAUUUCUGUGGUUUUCUCACGUUCAUAUGCCCAAUUAAGGUGUCCACCCCGAGUUACAUCCUCGAUAUUAAGCAGGCGGGGAUUAAAAACGUGAUGAUAACAGGGGAUAAUGCGUUGACUGCGUGUCAAGUUUCGCAGGACGUUAACAUUGUCCCAUCUAUAAAGGUUAAGGAUAUAUUAAUUUUAAAGCUCAGGGAAGAUUACCCUAUGCACGGGAAGACCACAUCGACCAGAGUGACAAAGGACGGAGAUACAUUUAACCUUUGCGAUCUCGAAGGAGCAAUCGAGCUGAUAAGAAACCUCCCCCUGGAGAAAAAAUCCCAACAAAACGCAGCUGAAAAACUAAUCAAAAUGAUCAAGGAGAAAAAAAACGUGAGCAACGUAGUCUACUUUAUCAAUAGGGAAAAUAAAAAAAUGCUUCCUUUUAUAGAAUGUGAGGAAUACAUAAAAUUGUGCGAACAACUUUUUACCCUCUGCAUUACAGGAGAUAUAAUAGAACAUUUUCUAACGAAGUAUCAGAACGACAUGGGUAUAUUUGACGAACUGAUAAAAAGAGGGGUGAUAUUUUGUAGGGUGUCUCCAAAGAAUAAAGAAAUAAUUAUAAAAACGCUGAACAAGUUAGGGAAUAUUACCAUUAUGUGUGGCGACGGGACGAAUGACAUGGCGGCGUUGAAGGCGGCACAUGUGGGGGUGUCCCUACUGAGCAUAAAAAUAAGUUACAAAAGUGGUAGGCCAGAUGGUGGCGGUGUGAAUAUGGCUACACAGAUGAAUGGAGGACACACGAACGCGCUUUUGGGUGGUACCCAUGUGGGCGGCUACCCUGGCAAUUUCAACGGAGGGACGGUCAGCAACUACGAGCAGCGUUUACGAACUGCCUACGACAAUUUGAACGCGCAAUACAACGCCGCUUCUGCAAGUGGAGCAAGUAACACGGCAAAUGCUAAAUACUACGAACAAAUGAGAUUGUACAAUGAGCGGAAAAGGCAACUGGAGCAGAUGAUGCAAUCCAUGGACGACUCCUUACCGUUGAUCAAAUUGGGAGAAGCAAGCAUAGCAUCUCCAUUUACAUACAAAGGAAACGACAUAAAAUGUGUGAAGGAAAUUAUUUGCUGUGGAAGAUGUGCCUUAUCAAAGGUUAUAAUGAUGUACAAGCUCAUGAUUAUUAAUUCUCUCAUAACGGCUUUUUCUGUUUCUAUUUUGACCCUAGAUGGGGUAAAGUUAAGUGACGCACAGACGACAGUUAUUUCGCUCCUGUACACAUCUCUCAUCGUAUUAAUUUCCAAAACAGCUCCUUUAAAAAACAUAUCAAAUUAUUCGCCACCCAAUUCGUUAUUCAACAUUAGCGUUAUGAGUUCAUUAAUCUCCCAAGUAUUUGUCCAUUUUUCUAUCCUAAUUUAUGGAUGGAAGUUGGCUUGUUCGUACAGAGAACCUAAUUACAUUCCAGACUUAAAAGGAGACUUCUCCCCAAAUCUGGUGAACACCUGUAUUUAUUACCUCAUUUAUUCCAUCAACUUAUCCAUUUUUUCAUGUAACUAUGAAGGGUUACCUUUUAUGACCCCCAUUCAUAAGAAUAAAGAAAUCGUGUACAUUUUUGCUGUAAAUUUUAUUUUCCUGUUUGCUCUCGUUAUGAAUAUUGUUCCCUACUUGAAUCACUUCUUCUCUCUUGUCUCCUUUCCAAAUGCGCACCUCCAGUUUGUCUUCUUAUUUUUAAUGUUUUUGGAUGUCGUCGCGCCGUACCUCAUUUGCAGUUUCAUCCGGCGCGCCAGGCUCUACGCGUUCGAGCGUUUCGGAGUCAGUUUGUGA